Messenger RNA from Engraulis encrasicolus (European anchovy), 3261 nucleotides. RefSeq names its product pikachurin. The coding region runs from base 44 to 3253 and encodes 1069 amino acids. The record is from RefSeq and is a predicted model, not a curated record. The transcript is spliced from 25 exons. Gene Ontology annotation, molecular function: protein binding; calcium ion binding. NCBI's taxonomy places the organism in Eukaryota, Metazoa, Chordata, Actinopteri, Clupeiformes, Engraulidae.
CUGAAGUUGUCGAAACUUUGUGCAGAGCCAAUUUGCGGAGAGUAUGUAUCUCUUAAAGAAGCAGAUUUGCCCGCUGUUGUUUUUCCUGGUUUCCAUCGCGAUCGAUAUUUCAUUUUCUAACAAGAGGAGCAACGGAAGGAAAUCAGACCGCCUGAGCCCCCCCCUGGACAUCCAGUUGGAGACAUUGAACUGCACGGCCCUGCGAGUGCGAUGGAAGAUGCCCCGCCGACAUGUCAGCACCAUCACAGGGUACAAGGUGUUUUACACUGAAAUGAGGGGUAGUCGCACCAUUGGGAAUGCAGCUGUGCUGGAUGUACCCCUGAGCCUGGACAUGCUGACCACCGGACAAUUUGAUGGACAAGCCGGUUUUGACGUGGCCAUUGGUGGUCUGAAGGUGUCCACACAGUACCGCGUGAGUGUGGGGGCGUACGGAUGGGCAGGAGAGGGCAGGCCCAGCAUGCCCCGAGACGUCAGCACAGCUUCUCAUGACAUGUGCAUGCCCCCGUCUCCCCCAACUCAGCCCCGCGUGGUACCUGUGUCCGAUACGGAGCUGGCGUUGUCGUGGAAACAGGGCGAGAGCGAGGGGAGCGCGCCCGUACUGCACUUUCUUGUGGCCUAUAUCAGGCCGGAGUUUGACACGGAGUGGACGUAUAUCCGAGAGCCGGUGGAGGCCACCUCCAUGGUGCUGAAGGGGCUGUUCCCCGACACCGAGUACCAGUUUGUGGUGCGCGCCGUCAACAUCCACGGAGUCGGCCCUCCCAGCACCAUCAACAACCCCGUGCGCACACUCGGCUUUGGCUCAGCAGACGUGACCAGUGGAGAUGACCUGCGAUCCACCAUGGACAAGAAGAGAAAAUAUGAUGAGGAUGGCUUUGAUGCGGAUGACUAUGAUGACUUCAUUGAGGAGCUCAAAAAGACUCCGCUCAUCCCUGACGACGACCGGAGAUCCCCGCUGAGGAUCAGACCCGGAGGUCCGGGGAACAGGAACGUGAUCUUCAGGAUGGGCCCGAAGUCCUCCAACAGUACCACCACCCUCCCCACCCCUGUGUGGUCCCCUUCCUCCUCCGCCCCUGCCCCAGCCAGCACCGUAUCCUUCACCCUCCCCUCCUCCUCUUCCACCUCCUCCUCUUCCACCUCCUCCUCUGUGCCCGCCACCACCACCACCGCUGUGGCCUUGCCCAAGCCCACGCCCUCGCGACCCAUGACCCAGUGGAGGGGCGAGGUGCCGCGGCUGUACGAUCUGGCGUGCGAGGAUACGGUGUGCCCCUCGGAUAGCUUCUGCCUGAGCGACUUCGACAGUGGCGGCUCGCGAUGCCACUGCAGUCUCGGCCGUCAGGGCGACACAUGCUCCGAGGGUGUGAUGGUGCAGUUCCCAAGAUUUUUGGGCUAUUCCCACAUGACCUUUGAGCCCCUGAAGAACUCUUACCAGACCUUUCAAAUCACUGUUCAGUUCAAGGCUGAGUCUGAGGAUGGCCUUCUGCUGUACUGUGGGGAGAAUGAGCACGGUCGCGGAGACUUCAUCUCCAUCUCCUUGAUCAGGGGAAGAGUGCACUACAGGUUCAACUGUGGCACGGGUUCGGCCCAGAUCCAGAGCGAGAGCAGGGUGUCACUGGGCCAGUGGCACACCGUCACCAUCUUCAGGGACGGCCUCUCCGGAUGGCUCAGGAUGGACAAUGACACGCCCGUCUCCGGACGCUCACCGGGGCAGUACACCAAGAUCACCUUCCGCACCCCGCUGCACCUGGGUGGGGCGCCCAGCGUGUACUGGCUGGUGCGGUCGGUGGGCACCAACCGUGGCUUCCAGGGCUGCGUACAGCUCCUCAACGUCAACGGCAAGAUGGUGGACCUACGCCCCUGGCCCCUGGGCAACGCACUGAGUGGCGCUGAUGUGGGCGAGUGCAGUGCUGGGGUGUGUGACGAGGUGACCUGUGCCAACGGCGGGCUGUGCUUUGCCAACCGUGCCGACGACUUCAUCUGCCUGUGCCCGCUCGGCUUCAGGGGGCAGCUCUGCGAGGAGAGUUUCCUGCUGGCUCUGCCCCUCUUCAACGAGACCAUGCGCUCGUACGCUAGCGCCCCCUGGCCCCAGUCCUUCCACAGCUACCUGUCCUUCAUGGAGUUCGAGCUGGUCUUCCAGCCCGCCCUGGAGGACGGCACCCUGCUCUACAGCCACGACAAGCUCAGCAGGGACUUCCUGGCCAUCCUACUGGUGGACGGAUACGUGGAGUUCCGCUUCGACUGCGGCUCUGGAGCGACUGUCAUCAGGAGUGAGGAGGCCAUUUCCAUGAACGCCUGGCAUGAGGUGCGAGUGUCCCGGACAGCAAAGAGCGGCAUCCUGCAAGUGGACAACCAAAAUCCAACUGAAGGCAAAGCUGAAGGCGCCUUCACUCAGAUCAAGUGCAGCUCGCCCAUCUACAUCGGUGGGGUGCCAGACUACACCAUGGCCAAGAGCAGUGCCGGCCUCAGACGACCCUUCAGUGGCACCAUUCAGAAGCUGGUCCUUAACGACCGCAACAUCCCGCUGACCAAGGACUUUGCGUACGGCGUGAACGUGGAGAACGCGGAGCACCCUUGCAUGGACAACCCCUGUGCCAACGGAGGCACCUGCCGGCCCAAGUGGGACAGUUACGAGUGCGACUGCGCGCUGGGCUACGAUGGCAAACACUGCCAGAAGGAAUGUGGGAACUAUUGCUUGAACACUGUGACAGAAGCAAUCGAAAUACCCCAGUUCACUGGCCGCAGCUAUCUGACCUACGAUGGCCGAGAGAUCCUAAAAAGGGUGUCUGGUGUCAGGACCAAUAUGUUCAUGCGCUUCAAGAGUUCGUCUAAAGACGGCCUGCUGCUGUGGCGAGGAGACAUGAGGCCCAACAGUGACUACCUGUCCCUGGGCCUGCAGGAUGGGGCACUGGUAUUCAGCUACAACCUUGGCAGUGGCCCCACAUCUGUCGUCCUCAACGGAACAUUCAAUGAUGGCAGGUGGCACAGAGUCAAGGCAGUCAGGGAUGGUCAGUUUGGCAAGCUGACAGUGGACGACUACGGAGCUAAAACAGGAAGAUCUCCAGGCAAGAUGAGGCAACUCAAUAUCAACGGGCUCCUCUUUGUUGGAGGGAUGAAGGAGAUUGCUCUGCAGACUAACAGGCAGUACAUGCACGGGCUGGUGGGCUGCGUAUCCCACUUCACCCUCUCCACGGACUACCACAUAGCCAUGGUGGAGGACGCCGCAGACGGCAAGAACAUCAACACCUGCUCCAACUAAUGAUCACC